Molecule: messenger RNA, 2342 nt
Organism: Otolemur garnettii (small-eared galago)
Lineage: Eukaryota; Metazoa; Chordata; Mammalia; Primates; Galagidae
Gene: RCC1
Product: regulator of chromosome condensation 1
Exons: 10
Coding region: 147-1412 (421 amino acids)
Cellular component (GO): cytoplasm
Molecular function (GO): guanyl-nucleotide exchange factor activity
Source: RefSeq, a predicted model, not a curated record
AGCUUCAUGAAUGAUUAAGAUCUUGGAGGAAGACAGCGGAAAGAGAUUAAAGAUCCCAGGGUUAAAACUUGGAGAAACUUCACAGUAUAUCAUCCAAAAAAGGAUUGCAUGAUGGAAGCAGAGGUAAACUUGGAGAGGACCAAAAGAUGCCACCCAAGCGCAUAGCUAAGAGAAGGUCACCCCCAGAAGAUGCCAUCCCCAAAAGCAAGAAGGUGAAGGUCUCACACAGGUCCCACAACACAGAACCAGGUUUGGUGCUGACACUGGGCCAGGGCGAUGUGGGCCAGCUGGGGCUAGGUGAGAAUGUGAUGGAGAGGAAGAAGCCAGCCCUGGUGCCCAUUCCAGAGGAUAUUGUUCAGGCCGAGGCUGGGGGCAUGCACACCGUGUGUCUAAGCAAAAGUGGCCAGGUCUAUUCCUUCGGUUGCAAUGAUGAAGGUGCUCUGGGAAGGGACACAUCAGUGGAGGGCUCAGAGAUGGUCCCUGGCAAAGUGGAACUGCAAGAGAAGGUGGUACAGGUGUCAGCAGGAGACAGUCACACAGCAGCCCUCACCGAGGAUGGCCGUGUCUUCCUUUGGGGCUCCUUUCGGGACAAUAACGGUGUAAUUGGGCUGUUGGAGCCCAUGAAGAAGAGCAUGGUGCCCAUACAGGUGCAGCUAGAUGCACCUGUGGUGAAGGUAGCCUCAGGAAAUGACCACUUGGUGAUGCUGACAGCUGACGGUGACCUCUACACCUUGGGCUGUGGGGAGCAGGGCCAGCUGGGCCGUGUGCCUGAGUUAUUUGCCAUUCGUGGUGGCCGGCGGGGCCUUGAAAAACUCCUGGUCCCUAAGUGUGUGAUGCUGAAAUCCAGGGGAAACCGGGACCAUGUGAGAUUCCAGGAUGCCUUCUGUGGUGCCUGUUUCACUUUUGCCAUCUCCCUCGAGGGCCAUGUAUAUGGCUUUGGCCUCUCCAACUACCAUCAGCUUGGAACUCCAGGCACAGAAUCUUGCUUCAUACCCCAGAACCUAACAUCUUUCAAGAAUUCCACCAAGUCCUGGGUGGGCUUCUCUGGUGGCCUGCACCAUACAGUCUGCAUGGAUUCAGAAGGAAAAGCAUACAGCCUGGGCCGGGCUGAGUAUGGGCGACUGGGCCUUGGGGAGGGUGCUGAGGAGAAGAGCAUACCCACCCUCAUCUCCAGGUUGCCCGCAGUCUCCUCAGUAGCUUGUGGAGCCUCUGUAGGGUAUGCUGUGACCAAGGAUGGUCGCGUUUUUUCCUGGGGCAUGGGUACCAACUACCAGCUGGGCACAGGGCAGGAUGAAGAUGCCUGGAGCCCCGUGGAGAUGACGGGCAAACAGCUGGAGAACCGUGUGGUCUUAUCUGUGUCCAGUGGGGGCCAGCACACAGUCUUAUUAGUCAAGGACAAGGACCAGAGUUGAUGAAGCCUCUGAGGGCUUGGCCCCCCUCAACCUCGUUCAUACAAUAAGGAAGAUUCUGGCAGGCCUCUCCCCAACCCUGAACACCGUGUCAUCUCCUGCCUUUUUCCCAUCAGCAGAACAGAAUCCUUCUCUUUUUCUUCCUCCUUUUUGGAAUUAUCCUGGGAUCUGCAGGAUGAAGGGAGGGAUGGAUGGGGGUGGUUCAGAAGGAACAUUGCUCACUAAAGAGCUAUGUGGUUUGCCCUUUGCUCCCAUUUACCUACCUUCCAUGGUCCUGGCUGGCCCUGGCUUUGCCUACCAGGAAACCAAAACUUCCUCACUUGAGGUUUUCAUGCCCACACUCUGAAAAGUUGGGGCUCCAUCAAACUCCACUGCAGUCAUGUGCCCCUUUCCUAUCUCCAAAAAUCGACUGGCCAAAUGGUAUAGUAAUCAAACCCAGCUGUCAUUGACCCAUGCCUGAAGGAUUCUGGAGAAAAGGCAGGGCUAUAUGGCCAGAGUAACCCCAAGCCAGCUGCUCAGGUGUCCAUGAGACAAAAAAGAAUGAUCCUCCACUUGACCAAGAAGAAAGCCAACUAGCAAUCCUCCCAGAAGCACAAACCAUAUGCUUGCCUUUCAGGCAUAGCAGGUGCAUCCUGCCUAUUCAUUUGGCUUCUCCUGUUAAGGGCCUGAAACCUUGAAAAAAAGCCACUUGUGCAGGAUAAGGUAGGGCAGGACAGGGUAUGGGGGGAGAGAGGACAGAGGGUUUUAUAAACAAACAGCAAUAUUGAGAGGUAAGGGUGGGGGAGAGGGCUGGAGAAGGGUCUGAUCCCAAAAAGGAAGCAGCAAUUUGUACAGUGGCUGAGAAUAUAGUUUUGAUUUUUUUUAAUUGUAAAAUAUUUUGGAGGGGAGAGUGAAAUCUUUUAAAACUUGGAAUAAAUUUAGAGUUUUGUAAAA